AUACUCCCAAUUUUUUUCAAUCUACCAAAUCAAAUUCAGCUACCGACGUUACCAAUCAGUGCUUAGAUUUUUUCUUCACUCAGAUCUUCUUCAGCAAAAGCCCACUUCUCUCUCACACACUUUCACACACUCCAGAGUGAGAGAUAAAAAUACAAAAACAAAAAAAUGGCGGACGAUGAUGCGAAGAAGCCCCACGGAGCCUUGGUCGUCGAUGAUGUCAGCGACGGUGAAGAAGAGACGCAUGAUGAGUUGACGCUUUUCACCAUUUUCAACCGUUUGAUCGCCGCCGUUUUCUCGCCGGACUCCGAUUCGCCGGCUCCUCUUGCGCAGAGGAUUAAAUCGUCGCUCGCCGUCAAUAUUCCUCUGCUUCGCGAGGCGUCGGUGAACACCGGUCAACGUAUUCUCGACUGGACCCGCCGCGGCGGCACUUUUCGCGCCUUGUUCGUUGUUUCCGCGGGGACUAUCGCUCUACUCUCGUUGACAGGAUUGCUAGUGUUUAUGCUUUUCUUUGUAGCGGCAACAUUCAAUGCCGUAGUCAUUUCUCUUCUCGUUUCUUUAGCAGCGGCUGGUGGAUUCUUGGCUCUAUUCUUUACAUGUGUUGCAGCUAUUUAUAUUGGGGCUUUAUCUGUAGCUGUAUUUGCCAUUUCCACUGCUACAAUUUCAGCAGUUAUUGCUGUUCUUAUAGCUACAGGUUGGAUUGGAUUCUUUUGGACCUUAUGGGUGGCGGCAAACAAAAGCGUAGGGCUCGCAAAGCAUUCGUUUUCCAUAACAGGAUCAGCCGUUUCAGCUUACUCUAAUGCUUGGCAUUCCCGUCAACAAGAUUCAUCCGAGAAAUCGAAUUGAAGAGCUGUUGCUUAUAUAUAGUGUAUGGAUACAUAUAUACCAUGUGUGUAUCUAUCUAUCUACCUUCCCUAAGACCGUUCUGAAUCAUAUACGGAUAACGAUGCUGCUGUAAUUGCUGGAUUAAUUCAUCUUUUAAGACCACCAUGUAUGCGUUUCGUGGUCUCGUAUAUUUAGUUUUGCGGUGUGUGCGGGUUUUGUACUUACAUAAUAUUAGCAUUUUGGGGAUGUUUUUGAAGGCAAUGAAAUGGAGAAGGAGCUUCUGUACUUCUUUGUUGGUGCUAAUUGUUUUUCGUAAUUUAUUAUUUCUUUAUUUUAUUAGUAUUA
This is a messenger RNA of Erythranthe guttata (spotted monkey flower), 1167 nucleotides long. Its product is annotated as voltage-dependent L-type calcium channel subunit. The record is from RefSeq and is a predicted model, not a curated record. Lineage: Eukaryota; Viridiplantae; Streptophyta; Magnoliopsida; Lamiales; Phrymaceae.